AUGCUGGUUCUGACAUCUGAAGCAAUGCAUGGAAUGAAUCGCUCUGUGGUAUCAGAGUUUGUGUUCCUCGGGAUCACUAAUAUAUGGGAGAUUCAGUUUCUACUUUUUGUCUUCACUUUGUUCUUCUACUUUGCAAGCAUGAUGGGCAACCUUGUCAUUGUGCUCACUGUAACUUUGGACGCUCAUCUAAACUCCCCCCUCUACUUCCUCUUAGCUAAUCUCUCAGUCAUUGAUAUGGUAUUCUGCUCAAUUACAGCUCCUAAGAUGAUCUGUGACAUUUUCAAGAAACACAAAACCAUCUCCUUCUGGGGCUGUAUCACUCAGAUCUUCUUCAGUCAUGCAGUUGGGGGCACGAUGGUGUUGCUCAUAGCCAUGGCUUUUGACCGAUAUGUAGCCAUAUGUAAGCCUCUGCACUACCUGAUCAUCAUGAGCCCACGUGUGUGUCUAUUUUUAGUCACUUCCUGGGUCAUUGGCCUUAUUCACUCAGUGGUACAAUUGGUGUUUGUGGUAGACUUGCCUUUCUGUGGUCCUAAUACCUUGGACAGUUUUUAUUGUGACCUCCCCCGACUCCUCAGACUUGCUUGCACAAACACUCAAGAGCUUGAGCUCAUGGUCACUGUCAACAGUGGGCUCAUUUCUGUGGGCUCCUUUCUCUUACUGGUCAUUUCCUAUAUUUUCAUUCUGUUCACUGUUUGGAAACAUUCUUCUGGUGGUUCUAAGGCCCUUUCCACCCUUUCAGCCCAUGUCACGGUGGUCAUCUUAUUCUUUGGGCCACUGAUGUUUUUCUACACAUGGCCAUCACCAACAUCACACCUGGAUAAAUAUCUUGCUAUUUUUGAUGCAUUUAUUACUCCCUUUUUGAAUCCAGUCAUCUAUACAUUCAGGAACAAAGACAUGAAAGUGGCAAUGGGGAGAUUGUGGGGCUAUCUUAGGCACUACAGGAAAAUGUCGUAA
This is a messenger RNA of Peromyscus leucopus (white-footed mouse), 954 nucleotides long. Its product is annotated as olfactory receptor 4F15-like. NCBI's taxonomy places the organism in Eukaryota, Metazoa, Chordata, Mammalia, Rodentia, Cricetidae. Gene Ontology annotation, molecular function: olfactory receptor activity; G protein-coupled receptor activity. Gene Ontology annotation, cellular component: membrane. Gene Ontology annotation, biological process: G protein-coupled receptor signaling pathway. The record is from RefSeq and is a predicted model, not a curated record.